CAGCGCCCUCCUACCCGGAAACGAACCUUUACACUGGAGCAGUAAACACGUGUGUGAGGAGGACGGAGAGUGAAGGAGUAGCAGCUAUACAGCUGGGUCAUGGGUAAGUCCAAGCAGGUCGGAAACCACAAAAGCGACAAAAAGAAGAACAUUGCAAAGACAUGGAAAACGAAGCGUAGGACGAAGGACCUGGAUCAGAUCCAUGCGGACAUGAUCCCCGCAAACGCCGCCAAGCUGCUGAAACAGGACGUGGACUACGAUGUCACAGGCUGCGCUCAGCACUACUGUCUGCACUGCGCGCGAUACUUUGUUGACCUGAAAACCCUGAAGGAGCAUUUCAAGACCAAAGUCCAUAAAAAACGGUUGAAGCAGUUGAGAGAGGAGCCGUACACCCAGGCUGAGGCUGAGAGAGCAGCGGGGAUGGGCUCCUAUAUCCCGCCGAAAAAGGUGGAGGUUCACACACAGCAAGUGGAGGAGGACAUGGAAUGAACGCCCUGGUUUUCCCUGCAGCGCUGGAGCAUAACGAUCACUGUUAAGAUGGUGGAGUCUGCAUCACUUGCAAAGCUUUAAAUGAUCUUAAUGUGAUCUUAAUGCUGUCAAGCAUUGUGGGAAACCUGCUUUGC
Messenger RNA from Colossoma macropomum (tambaqui), 623 nucleotides. RefSeq names its product zinc finger protein 593 (gene znf593). The transcript is spliced from 4 exons. Gene Ontology annotation, molecular function: zinc ion binding; nucleic acid binding. Lineage: Eukaryota; Metazoa; Chordata; Actinopteri; Characiformes; Serrasalmidae. The record is from RefSeq and is a predicted model, not a curated record. The coding region runs from base 100 to 489 and encodes 129 amino acids.